UAAUUCACUCUGCGUAUAGUGGCAGAAUGUGAGAGAGACUGCACUCUCUAACAAAAAAUAGUGUUGUCGUCGAACUCUUGCUCCAAUGGUAAUGAAAGGUCUUGAUAAUGGGAGCAGAAAGCGCAAACGACAGACUUCAAGAAAGCUUGGAGUGGAUGCAAAAGUGGAGGUGCGGAGUAUGGACAACGGGUUUCAAGGAUCGUGGCACCCCGGGACAGUUAUCAUGUGUGAGGAUUUGCAACGGCGUGUCAGAUAUAACAAUAUUUUGGAUAACGAGGGGGUGUAUAAUCUUGAGGAGGUUGUGAUUGUUUCAAAAGCUUUGGACGGUGAUAUUGAAUGUGCAGAUUUCUAUGCACGCGGGUUCAUUAGGCCACUGCCUCCUUUGGUUGAGUUUGAUAUGGGGGACCUUGUAUAUGGUUUAUGUGUUGAUGUGAACUAUGAGGAAGCUUGGUGGGAAGGAGUUAUAUUUGACUACUGUGAUGGAAUGGACAAGAGGAGUGUGUUUUUUCCUGAUUUGGGUGAUGAAAUACCGGUUGAAAUUCAUCAGUUGCGGAUUACUCAGGACUGGGAUGAAAUUACUGAGGAGUGGACCCGACGAGGGAACUGGGUGUUUCUUGAUCUGGUGGAGGAGCAGAAGAGGAACUUGUUUGUCACAGUUUCGGCCAAGCAGAUUUGGUAUGAUAUACGCAUUAAAAAGGAAUUUGAGACGAUUAGAGAGUGGACAUGUAAUUUGAAGUACUUGUGGACCGAGUUGAUAAAGGAGAUAAUUAAUCACUACUUGUCUCUAACGUUAAAGGAAAUUAUCUCUGUCCUAAACCUUCCUCGGAGUCUUUUAAAUGAAACACCAGAGCAUGAAUUUGCUGAAGCUAUGCCUAAUGUUGACCUAAGCAUGAUCUGGCAUAAUAAGCAAACUGCUGUGCAGAAAGGAACUGUCCCUCGUAUUAAAGGGACCUUAUCUGACGUUCAAAAUGAAAUUAGACCCUGUGGUGAUAGUCCUUUUGAUGAAAGCAGAGAAGAUAGAUCCUCAAGUCAUUUAAUGUCCUCUUUUUGGAAUCCUGUGAAGUUGUCUGGGGUUGAAUUAUGCCCUGAUGCUGUUAGGGAAUAUCCACUUGCUUCCAAACGUGAAGUUAGGGCAUUUUGGAUGGACAAAUUACAAAAGCAUCUUUUAUGUCUUGGAUGGAAAAUUGAAUGGUCAAAUAGAUUAAAUAUUAAACGUUACAAGUAUAUUUCCCCUUACACGAAGGGCCAAAGGUAUUACCUUUCACUCAUUGAAGUUUGUAAAGCUAUGAAACAGGACCCCAACAUGAACUCCUUGCAUCUCCAAAAUGAUCAGACCAUAACGCAUCCUACAGUUGAUUUCCAUCUUUCAGAUGUGCCUUCUAUUCCAGCUGAAAAUCUUCAGUCUAUAACGCAUCUCCAAAAUGAUCACUCUAUAAUGCAUCCUACAGUUGAUUGUCCUCUUUCAGAUGUGCCUUCUAAUCCAGCUGAAAAUAUUCAGUCUGUAACGCAUCUCCAAAAUGAUCACACUAUAAUGCAUCCUACAGUUGAUUGUCCUCUUUCAGAUGUGCCUUCUAUUCCAGCUGAAAAUAUUCAGUCUGUAACGCAUCUCCAAAAUGAUCACACUAUAAUGCAUUCUACAGUUGAUUGUCAUCUUUCAGAUGUGCCUUCUAUUCCAGCUGAAAAUAUUCAGUCUAUAAUGCAUCUCCAAAAUGAUCACACUAUAAUGCAUCCUACAGUUGAUUGCCAUCUUUCAGAUGUGCCUUCUAUUCCAGCUGAAAAUAUUCAGUCUAUAACGCAUCUCCAAAAUGAUCACACUAUAAUGCAUCCUACAGUUGAUUGUCAUCUUUCAGAUGUGCCUUCUAUUCCAGCUGAAAAUAUUCAGUCUAUAACGCAUCUCCAAAAUGAUCACACUAUAAUGCAUCCUACAGUUGAUUGUCAUCUUUCAGAUGUGCCUUCUAUUCCAGCUGAAAAUAUUCAGUCUAUAACGCAUCUCCAAAAUGAUCACACUAUAAUGCAUCCUACAGUUGAUUGUCAUCUUUCAGAUGUGCCUUCUAUUCCAGCUGAAAAUAUUCAGUCUAUAACGCAUCUCCAAAAUGGUCACACUAUAAUGCAUCCUACAGUUGAUUGUCAUCUUUCUGAUGUGCCUUCUAAUCCAGCUGAAAAUAUUCAGAAUCUAGAUAUCAUUCAUGCAGCUGAAAAUAUUCAGAAUCUAGAUAUCAUUCCUCCAGCUGAAAAUAUUCAGAAUCUAGAUAUGUUUCCUCCUGCUGAAAAUAUUCAGAAUCUAGAUAUCUUUCCUCCUGCUGAAAAUAUUCAGAAUCUAGAUAUCUUUCCUCCUGCUGUGCCAUCUUCUCCCGUUGAAGAUGAAGUUGAAGAAGUACCUGAGUAUUGUCCUCGGGCUGUUGUGCAGUAUUAUCGCAUGUAUAUAUACAAGAAGAGCCGGGCUGAUAAAAAAAAGUGGAUACUAAAGGCAAAGAAGCAUCUGUUAUCAGAGGGAUGGGUUUUAGACCAUCCACCUCCAUUUAAUAAGAGAAGGGGAAUAAUAUACAUGUCUCCACAAAAUCGGAAAUUCCCAACACUCCAUGCAGCAUGCAAAUUUUGCAUUGAAGAAACUAUUCCUAAUUGGGACCUUGAAUGGCAGGAGAUGGAUGAAGGUGCUUCUGGUAUGAAACCAACUACAAAUCAAAAGAAGAAAAACAAGAGGGAUUUGAAGGCCAACACACCUAAGGGCCAAAGCAAUGGACCUCGACAGGUGCUAAGAUCAAAUAAGAGGGUGCAAAAGGUGUCUGCCUCUACUCAUUUACAUCACAAGCCUCUAAACAUUCCGUCUUAUUUGAUAGACAGCAACAUCAUCUUACCAAGGUCUAAGGUUUAUUAUAAGGCAAAAGGCACGAACCGUGCAGUCCGAACUUUGGCUGAGGGGAAAAUAACUCAUGAUGGAAUCAAGUGUAACUGUUGCCUUACAAUAUACAGUUUUGCUGGAUUUGAAAAACAUGCUACUGGCAGUAGUACCUGCAGACCCUCUGCUAAUAUCUUUUUGGAUGACGGGAAGUCACUCUUGGACUGCCAGAUACAAAUGAUGCAAGGUCAAAAGAAUAGUGUAGCUAGUGGAAAAGCAUUAAGUGAUCUUUCUCUAGCUGAUAAUGACUACAUUUGUUCAGUUUGUCGCUAUGGUGGUGAACUUAUUUUAUGUGAUAAAUGUCCAUCCUCAUUCCAUAAGACGUGUCUUGGUUUGGAGGAUGUCCCUGAAGGUGACUGGUUUUGUCCAUCAUGUCGUUGCGGGAUUUGUGGCCAAAGGAAAAUUGAUGGAGAUGAGGUUGAACACUUCCUUUCUUGCAUACAAUGUGAACAUAAAUAUCAUGUUAGGUGCCUGAAAAAUGGAGCUGCAAAUACAUCAAGAUAUAAUGGAAACUGGUUCUGUGGAAAAGACUGUGAAAAGAUAUUCGAGGGCCUUCAUAAAUUAUUAGGAGAGCCAAUUCCAGUGGCUAGCAAUCUAACUUGGACUUUGGUGAAGUUUAUCAACCCUGACAGUUGUGAUCUUGGUAAUGUUGAAAGUGAUUUAGUGGCAGAAAGUUACUGCAAACUCAAUCUUGCUCUUUCGUUGAUGCAUGAAUGUUUUGAGCCCCUAAAAGAACCCUUGACUUCCAGAGAUCUCGUGGAAGAUGCUCUAUUCAGCAGAAGGUCAGAGCUUAACCGAAUAAAUUUCCAGGGUUUCUACACUGUGCUACUUGAGAGAAAUGAAGAACUGGUUAGUGUGGCAACUGUUAGGGUCCAUGGGAAGAAGGUAGCUGAAAUACCUCUUGUUGGUACCAGAUUACAAUAUCGUCGACAUGGAAUGUGUCGCAUUUUAGUAAAUGAGCUUGAAAAGAAGCUCAUGAAAUUAGAUGUGGAGAGGCUGGUUUUGCCGGCUGUUCCUAGUGUGCUAGAGACAUGGACCGGCUCUUUUGGCUUUGCAAAGAUGACUGAUUAUGAGAGAUCUCAGUUUCUGGACUAUACUUUCCUAGAUUUUGAGGGUACCAUUAUGUGCCAAAAGUUGUUGAUGAACAUAGCAUCUUCAGAUUCAGUUCCGUUAACAGAGUCUAAACGUUGCUGUUUUAACCCCAGUAAGUCUGGUCCCAUAUGUGAAGUGCACCAAGGAGAAGCUAUUGACGAAAAUGCUUGUGCUGGCAAUAAUGAUCACCAUGAUUUAAGAGCUGUUGACCCAUUUAGAAUGGUAAAGGAACCGGAUCAACAGUGUCAGAAAGGAACAACCAGUAGUGUGUGCUCGUUUGAUGAACUAGUUGAAAGGAAUGAUGAUGAUCUGUAUAAGUUUGUCUACACACGAAAGAAACUGAGAAAAUGA
This is a messenger RNA of Vigna umbellata (rice bean), 4339 nucleotides long. NCBI's taxonomy places the organism in Eukaryota, Viridiplantae, Streptophyta, Magnoliopsida, Fabales, Fabaceae. The record is from RefSeq and is a predicted model, not a curated record.